ACCAAAUAUGCAAAGUCCAUUAUUACAAGAGUGUUGUUAGAUUUAGAUUUUGGACGGAGCUUUCAAUUUAUCCACCCUCGUUUCCAUCGACAACAAACACUCACACUCUUCAAAACCCCAUUCAUUCAUCACAUUCCAUUUCCAUUGUUCCUUCAUUCUCUCAAUUCACAGAUACGAAAAUGGAGGCAACAAUGUCGGCGGCGUGCAACUCUCUUACUUCACCUUCCACCGUUCCCGUCGUCACAGGUUUAUUUGCGGUGAGAGGUGGAUUCAACAAGAAUUUGCAUUCUCAGUGUAGUUUCUUAUCGGGAACGAACAAGGUGAAGUUUCCGAGGCAAAUUGCUCAACCUUAUAAACACCGCCGAGCAUCUCAUUGUAGUGUUCGUCGUGCAAUUUGUCGUGCCGAGAAGAUCUUGGUUGCGAAUAGAGGCGAAAUUGCUGUUCGUGUUAUUCGUACUGCUCAUGAAAUGGGGAUUCCUUGUGUUGCUGUUUAUUCCACCAUUGAUAAGGAUGCUCUUCAUGUUAAAUUGGCUGACGAGUCUGUUUGUAUUGGUGAAGCUCCCAGUAGCCAAUCGUAUUUGCUGAGUUCAAAUGUUUUGGCUGCUGCUAUUAGCCGCAAAUGCUCAAUGUUGCAUCCUGGAUACGGUUUCCUUGCUGAGAAUGCUGCGUUUGUUGAUAUGUGCACUACACAUGGAGUUAAUUUUAUUGGGCCUAACUCUGACAGUAUUCGGGUUAUGGGUGACAAAGCAACUGCUAGAGAAACAAUGAAGAAAGCAAAUGUCCCCACUGUUCCAGGAAGUGAUGGGCUUUUGCAGAGCACUGAAGAAGCUAUCAGGCUGGCACACGAGAUUGGUUUCCCUGUGAUGAUCAAGGCAACCGCAGGUGGUGGAGGACGGGGUAUGCGUCUUGCUAAAGAACCUGAGGAGUUUGUUAAGUUAUUACAGCAAGCUAAGAGUGAGGCAGCUGCUGCAUUUGGAAAUGAUGGGGUUUAUUUGGAGAAGUACGUUCAAAACCCAAGGCACAUUGAGUUCCAGGUUCUUGCUGAUAAAUAUGGUAAUGUUGUUCACUUUGGAGAGCGUGAUUGCAGUAUCCAGAGGCGUAAUCAGAAACUGCUUGAAGAAGCACCAUCUCCCGCAUUGACCGAAGAGUUACGGAAGGCAAUGGGAGAUGCAGCAGUUCAAGCUGCCGCAUCUAUUGGGUAUAUAGGUGUUGGAACAGUUGAGUUCCUUUUGGAUGAAAGGGGUUCUUUUUACUUCAUGGAGAUGAACACUCGUAUCCAGGUUGAACAUCCCGUGACAGAAAUGAUUUCCUCCACUGAUUUGAUAGAAGAGCAAAUUCUUGUAGCUAUGGGUGAAAAGCUUCGAUACAAACAGGAGGAUAUUGUUCUCAGAGGACAUUCUAUUGAGUGCCGUAUCAACGCAGAAGAUGCUUUUAAGGGAUUUAGACCAGGGCCAGGUAGAAUUACAGCAUACCUGCCGUCUGGAGGUCCAUUUGUUAGAAUGGAUAGCCAUAUUUAUCCUGAUUAUGUUGUUCCUCCAAGCUAUGAUUCCCUUCUUGGAAAGCUGAUUGUAUGGGCUCCAACUAGAGAAAAAGCAAUUGAGCGCAUGAAAAGGGCACUUGAUGACACUAUUAUCACAGGAGUUCCUACAACUAUUGAUUAUCAUAAACUUAUCCUUGAUACACAGGAUUUCAAAAAUGGGAAGGUUGAUACUGCUUUUAUUCCAAAGCACGAGGAGGAGUUGGCCGUGCCCCCGCCGGCGAAGAGGGUAUUUGUUCACGAUGAGACAGAAGUUAACAAUGCGACAGAACCAGCUGCCUUGACUGCCUGAUGGAUAUGACUAUGUGAUGCCAUCUCUAUAAAGAUUUGCAUUGUUGUAAUCGAUAUGUAGUCCGUGGGCGUGUUUGUGAAAGUUCUAAUGAAAUUUUGAUAACGAGUCUCCCACACAAUUAUCUUAUCAAUAAUUAUACUGUAAAAUGAAUUAAUUAUUUUAUGUUUUAUUUAUCGUCCCAAGUGUUAGUGCUAGGUUAUGGGAUUUUACAAUGGUUUUUAUAGAGGAUUUUUGUCUCAUUUCAUGUUUGUAAUUCUUGUAUUAAGAACACAAUUUUAGAUAGAGUAAUAAACUACAUAUUUAUUGCAUAA
Messenger RNA from Vicia villosa (hairy vetch), 2140 nucleotides. Its product is annotated as biotin carboxylase 2, chloroplastic. NCBI's taxonomy places the organism in Eukaryota, Viridiplantae, Streptophyta, Magnoliopsida, Fabales, Fabaceae. Bases 180 to 1829 code for a protein of 549 amino acids. Gene Ontology annotation, molecular function: ATP binding; ligase activity; metal ion binding. The record is from RefSeq and is a predicted model, not a curated record. The transcript has 17 exons.